Messenger RNA from Necator americanus (New World hookworm), 435 nucleotides. RefSeq lists its product as uncharacterized. The record is from RefSeq and is a predicted model, not a curated record. The transcript has 3 exons. The coding region runs from base 1 to 435 and encodes 144 amino acids. NCBI's taxonomy places the organism in Eukaryota, Metazoa, Nematoda, Chromadorea, Rhabditida, Ancylostomatidae.
AUGGCCUGCCAACCCAGUAAGGAUAUGUUGACGAAAGGAGACAUGAAUUCACUUGGAAGCGUACAACAAUCAUUGACAGCGAGUGGCGAUUUCGUACCAAUGAUCGAUCGUGCACUAACAGCGGAAAGAUUUCCCGACUGCGCUACACCCGCCCCUACUUCUCAUGAAGGCUGCGAAUGUACAAAGAAAAAAGGUCAACAUUUACUUCUAUUGAUUCCAUUAUUAUUAUUAUUAUUAUUAUUAUUAUUAUUAUUAUUAUUAUUAUUAUUAUUAUUAUUAUUAUUAUUAUUAUUAUUAUUAUUAUUAUUAUUAUUAUUAUUAUUAUUAUUAAUUAGAGCCGCUAUCAAUAAGCUAUGUAUAGCACCACGGAUUUCACUUUCGAACUUGGACCCAAUAAAAUCGUACUACUCGCAGCGAACCUCUGCUAGUCCAUAA